Messenger RNA from Rhizophagus irregularis DAOM 181602=DAOM 197198, 1149 nucleotides. RefSeq lists its product as uncharacterized. NCBI's taxonomy places the organism in Eukaryota, Fungi, Glomeromycota, Glomeromycetes, Glomerales, Glomeraceae. The record is from RefSeq and is a predicted model, not a curated record.
AAAAUGGGAGUUAAAGCGACCAAAGUAACCACCAAUUCGAUAAAAAGAAACUCUGAUAGUGACGUUUCUCGUAAUACCACUGAUAGUUUCUUUGAAGAUACAUCAAGUUCAUUAAGUUCAUUAGGUGCACUCUCACUUUAUGAAUUUACCAUAACUUCAAAUUUUGAUACAUAUUUGUAUUUGGAUGGCAGAAAAUUUUAUAAUAUUUCAUCAUAUAUUUUACCAAGUGAUGUCAUGGAAACGAGAAGAAGUGAUUUUACUCAUGAACUUUAUAAACGUCGUUGGUAUGGUAAUUUUUCUUCUCCCGUAGAUGAAUUAUUAAAAUCUGGAGGUGGAAGAGUAUUAGAAUGCGGAUGCGGCUCAGGAAGAUGGUCAUAUGAUAUGGCAGUUAAUUAUCCGAAUUCGACAUUUAUAGGAUUAGAUAUGGUUCCAACAUUUUCAGAUAUAAAUAAUGACGAUAAUAAACCAUCAAAUCUUGGGUUUCUUGAAUAUAAUAUAUGUGAUGGAUUACCUUUUGAAGAAGCUACCUUUGAUUUUUUAUUUCAAAGAUCAAUGAUAAUAUCUUUAAGUAAACCACAAUGGAAUAUUAUGUUAAAUGAAUUUGCCAGAACUCUUAAACCUGGUGGUUGGUUAGAAUUAAUGGAAUUAAAUAUUAAUGAUAUUAGUUUUACUAAAACUGCAAGAAAAUUUCAAAGAGCAUUAAAUACAUAUUUGGAAAUAGAUGAUCAUUAUUCAUUCCAUCAUUUUCCAAUUCAUAAUUUAUUGAGGACAACGAAUAAAUUUAAUUCAGUAAGAUUGAUAGAAAAAAAGGUCCCCAUUGGUAGUUGGGGUGGUGAAUUUGGUUUAAAGGUGGCAGAUGUAUUAAUUGAAGUAUAUGAAGGAAUGAAACCAACGAUAAAACAAAUUAUGAACGUUACAGACUCAGAAUUUGAUGAAUUAAUACACAAGCUUUCUCGUGAGAUAAAAAGUCCACUAAAUAAUUAUAUGUAUAUUACUUCUGUAAGAAUUAUCGCAAUGAGGAAUAGUGAACCAUGGUAAUUUUACAUUUGCGCUGGUUGUUAAUGCUUAUUUUUUUCGAAAUUACCAUUAUUUUUUUUUUUUCGAACAAUUUAUCGGUACUUAAUAUAAUUAUCUUUAUUAAAUACAUUU